UCUGACAGUUGUCCUCACUUACAUUGUACAGUCGGAUUUGUGUUUGCUAAUUGCAGCAAAGACGGGUUAAUCGUCUGUGUAAACCCAAGGGUGGACUACAUGGAGGUUUCUCUGCUUAUGUGAAAAAGUGACUGGCUCCGAGGAUUUAGAGAUUUUGUGCAUUGCACUGCUGCCACAAGAUUGACUGAAUGCAUGACUCCAUGAAUGAGCCGGUGUGCGGGUGUUCCUAAUAAAGUGCAUGAGUAACAAUGUGUUUCAGGGUGUUUCUGCUUCUGAUUGGAGCUGUUUACAUCUGUUGUCAGGUCCUUGCAACAGGAGAUGUCUACAUUGCAGAGCUGAUGGUGGAGAGUAAUGUCACCCUGGAUGCCCAGACUGUGAUAUCAGUUUUGAAUGACCUCCAAGUGACCGUUAACAGUGGAGGUUCCUACACAGUGACCCUCUUAAAAAACGAAUUGGUAGCAGAGUGCCUUAUUGUUGGAGAUGACCACAGCUGCAACUGCUCCGUUGGGUACAUUUGGAGCAACGAAGUGUGCUACACUGCUGGCUGUUGCAGUGAUUCUACUUGCAAACAAAACGUGUCCUAUAUGACCCCGCUCUGCAUUGCCAAAGUCAACGUUCGGAUGAAUGGAUCGGUUAUACUGACGACCGGGUCCUUCACCCCCGGGGAUGCUGCCCAAACUACCCCGAUUGCAGAUGCCUUCAAGACACUGAAUGGCUUUGAGUCCCUUAACGUAACUGGUUACAGGCAAAGCGACACCAUUGCUGACUUUAAGGCAGCUGUCAGUGUCAAAUUUGAGACUUCUACGCUUCAAAAGGUUGUGACUCAACUGGAAACCAGUCUCUCAGCUGUAGUUUGGGUCGAUACUCAAGGAAUGGUCACCAUAGAAUCACCAGGGGUUACAGUGUGCUACAAAUCCAGCCCACAAUUGAAAUGCACAUUUGAGGAGGCAACGGACAGAGCUGGCUGGAACCUGACCAGGAAGAAUGAUCGGUUUGAGCUCAACACUGGCAGUGUGGUGAACCUGGACACCAGCUGUGCCACUCCGGAAUACAAGUCUUGUGCUAUAGUUAAUCUCAAGGAAGUUACAGGCAUGUGGGCAGGCACAUAUGAGUGUGGAUUCACCAGAGGGUCAGUCAGGCACACAGCCAACAGAAAAAUGAGUGUGGCGCUCCUGCCCGAUGUGAUCACCAUGAAAAUCUCUCCUCUUACUGCCGACUGUACGACGACAGAUAAUGUCGAGGUUCACGUCACUGCCACCAUCCCAGCCAGCACAGAGACCUAUAACGUUUCAUGGACCACCGUGAAUGGAGAAGUGAGCAAACAAUCCAUCUCACCUAAUACAGAUACCCUGGAUUAUUCAGCCGUGGCUACGAUCGCGUGUCAAAAAACACCCGACGCACGAUACAUUGAAGUCACUUUUACAAAUGUGAAGAGCCAAACAAAAAGUGCCAGAGUGGAUAUCCCCGUAAUUUAUGAUGGUGAUAAAUUUUGCAGUGAGGAAGAAGUAAAUGGAGAGAAUUGGCCAAAAACCCCGGAUGGAGAUACAGCAAUCAAUCGAACUUGUCCACAGGGCAGGGUUGGCUACAAGUCUCGCACUUGUGAGGGCGCUACCUGGUUGCGAGUGGUUUCCAACUGUGUCAGCGAAGAGCUGAAUAAAGUUUUAAAUGCAGCAGAUCUCUUCCAGCAGGGACUAGGAGCUACCCAGGAGGUGGCCUUGGAUAUAUUUGAGGGACUUAAGAAUAGCUCUGCAGUAAAUUCGGAUUCCAGUGACACUGUGGCCGACAUCGGUGCUUCCAUCAACGUUCUAGGUGUGAUGGCCAGUGCAUCGCAAAAAGUUGUCUUGGGGGACAGCGUCUUUCCUGAUUUCAUUGGUUCAGCGAGCAAUAUGUUGAACAAGAGCUGGAGCAGCGCCAACACAUCUACUAUGCACUCAAUGUCAUCAAAUUACCUUGUGUCUGUGGAGGACCUGGUGAAGAAUAUCAGAGUGAACAUGAGCAGACAAGAGCCUGGAAUCAUCAGUCAGAACGUAGACCUCAAAUUCUGCACUGAUCGCGACUGUAAUGUGUCUGUGUUUGACGUUAGCGUGAAUCUAAACAAGUCCACUGGAAUAAUGAAAACUUUUGCUGUGAAAAAUCUAAUGGAUAAAUUGAAAAACAACUAUGGCGAAAUGAUAACUACCCCCCUCAUAGUAUCGACCACACUGGAAAACAGCAGCGAUUCGUCUUUAGAAAUUGCAAUGGACUUCCCCAUCGAACGGCUGAACCCCAAUAAACCUUUCUGUGUUUUCUGGAACACCAAAGAGAAGCAGUGGUCAAGUGAGGGAUGCACUCUCAAAAGUAGAGACGAUAACCGCACAGUCUGCACGUGCAACCACCUGACUUCAUUCUCUGUCCUUAUGUCCAAGCGUGAUAUAUCUACUGACAUCCUAGAUAUGAUUACCCAUGUGGGCCUGGGUGUGUCCAUCUCCUGCUUGAUGGUCUUCCUCAUCAUUGAGUACCUAGUGUGGUCUGCGGUGGUCAAGACCAACCUUUCACAUUUUCGUCACACGGCGUUGGUGAACAUUGCCGUGUUCCUCUUGCUUGCGGACUGCAGCUUUUUAGCUUCCUCCUCUCCUGAGACUCUCGGCGACACCUGGUGCCUAGUUUUGACCGUGUGCAAACACCUGUUUUACUUGGCCAUGUUCAGCUGGAUGCUGUCCAUGAGUGUCAUGCUUGUACACCAGCUCAUCUUUGUCUUCAACCCACUGCGGAAAAGAGUCUUCAUGUUCCUCUCCAGCAUCGUAGGCUAUGUUUGCCCGAUUUUAAUAGUGGGAUCCAGCUAUGUGUAUUGCAAAUACACCAAAAAGCCCUACUAUAAUAAAAAAACAUGCUGGCUGGUUUUUGAAAGAAUCCUGGAGGGCUCUAUGCAUGCUUUCCUCCUCCCUGUGGGAACUAUUGUUUUGACAAAUCUCUUUUCCAUGGUGGUCGUCAUUGUGACACUGAUGAAGUCCUCAGUCCCUGAUGGCAGUAAGGCAGACAAGGAGACAGCCAAAAGCAUCCUUAAAGUGGUGGUCUUUCUAACACCUGUCUUUGGAGUAACAUGGAUCAUUGGCUUCUUUCAGCUCAUGUUAGAUGAAACUCAUCCCAUGCAAACUGUUGCUGUUUACAGUUUCACCAUCCUCAAUUCCUUCCAGGGCUUUUUCAUAUUGUUAACAGGCUGUUUUGCAGAGCAAAAGGUCCGAGAGGAACUUGUAAAGCUCAUAAAGGCAAAAUCAAAAGGAAACAGUGACAGCACAAAGAAUUUGACAUCAACCACAUACACGAAAGACAAAUGAAAGCAGAGAUUAGAAGACACAACAUUCCUCACGAUUCAAAUGCUUCCUGAUACUGUGGCAGCAAUGUACAACAAAAUGACAACUGGCACUUUUAGCUCUUUGGUAAAUCUAACAUCACAUGGAAAGGGGAAAGUAGCAGUGCAAGUAAAGUUUUGUGUAUUUAAUGUGACUACUUCUGUUUUGUGCUUUUGUGAUUAUAACACACAUCGCGCAGUUUGUCAAACAACAAAUGCUGCUGCAAUAACCAUAGCAACCAGCAUCUUAUCAGGCUAUGCUACCGUACAUGGAACAGAUGGGUCUGUCAGUUUAAAUAGAAACAAAUCAGUUUUGCUCCACAUGCAAGCACAAAUUAUUAUUAUUAUUAUUAGUUUUGGUUUUUUGUGGGUUUGUGAACCAGGUUUUAAUGCGGCAUCUCUACAUUUCAGACUGUGCAAACAAAAACAGCAACUCACAUGUACAUGUAUGUAGCUCCACUUGUAACCUGUAGAGCAGAUUGCCUUAGAGUUUCCUUUGUGUUAGAUUAUAGCUCUUAGACAGUUACAGAAUGGUAGCCCUAGAACCAGGUUGUUAACUAAAGCACUAGAACACAGUUUUUUUUAAUAUAUUGUGCAUUCUAUAUAUCCAGAUUGUAAGUGCUGACUAUAUAUACAACAAAAUAUUUUAUCUUACUUAGAAGGAAAGUCUGUAAAUGUACACUAUUUGACAUGAACCAUACUAUGUGUACUAGGUGUGCAUAACCACUGUAUGUACGUCAAAAUAUGGAAUGAAAUAAAGACAAGGAAUAU
Messenger RNA from Toxotes jaculatrix (banded archerfish), 4099 nucleotides. It is a transcript of the gene adgrf3b, whose product is annotated as adhesion G protein-coupled receptor F3b. The coding region runs from base 249 to 3314 and encodes 1021 amino acids. The transcript has 20 exons. The record is from RefSeq and is a predicted model, not a curated record. Gene Ontology annotation, molecular function: G protein-coupled receptor activity. Gene Ontology annotation, biological process: G protein-coupled receptor signaling pathway; cell surface receptor signaling pathway. NCBI's taxonomy places the organism in Eukaryota, Metazoa, Chordata, Actinopteri, Toxotidae. Gene Ontology annotation, cellular component: membrane.